AAAGACGGCUUGGAGCAAUCCAAAUUGGCCACUGAGCAAGGCUAAAGUCUCUUUACACUAAACCUUCACCUAUAUCAUCGACCAAGGAUUAACCUAAUAAUAGUAGCAAGAGUGGGUAUUUGGAAAACGACAUGCGAAGAGGACAUGGCUUAAACGCUGACAGGUAUCUUCGAUACAAUAAAUACUAGCAUACAACGAAGAAUUCAAAUCGUAUGAAGGCUAUUUCUGAGCUAAAUGUCCAGAAAGGCGAUCUUUCAUUCUUGACCUUCCACGACUACUCCAGUUGUGUUCCGCAUCAAUUGUCAACUAUCGGUCAACCCAGCGUUGUAAUUGUAGGGUGUACAAUUGAUUCAACAUGUAUUGCCGUUAGCCACAAGAUAAACUCACUAUCGUGAACGACAUCAAAUCCUACAUUCUAGUAAAAUAUAGGCACACAGAUUGGCAAACAGGCGUAGAUCAUCCAAUCUAACUUUACUAUCGAUUUCAGUGUCAUCAAUUGAAGAAAAUAAGUUUGAAGGUAUUUGAUGGAUGUGAUGCGAAUCAAAGAGAUCUAGCUAGGCGAUAAGUGGGAUUGCACGGAAUCGAACAAAGCCAAAGGCCGGAUGUUGCGGUACAGUGGAAAGAGAUCCUAUCUACGCAUUAACUUUUCUAGCUUGCAAUCAUAGACCAUUCAGUAUAAAAUCUUUGCUACCCCUAGAAAAAGUAGAAACAAGGCAAUAGAAAGUAAAAAAAAUUCCCACCUCUUUCAGUGGGACUUUUUUUUUUGAUUGCAUGAUUCACCGGGUUUUGGCAAAUUGAAGCACUUAUCGAUGAUAAUAUUG
Umbelopsis ramanniana AG is the source of this 821-nucleotide messenger RNA. RefSeq lists its product as uncharacterized. The record is from RefSeq and is a predicted model, not a curated record. Bases 213 to 395 code for a protein of 60 amino acids. The transcript has a single exon. NCBI's taxonomy places the organism in Eukaryota, Fungi, Mucoromycota, Umbelopsidomycetes, Umbelopsidales, Umbelopsidaceae.